This is a messenger RNA of Vespa velutina, 1426 nucleotides long. RefSeq lists its product as uncharacterized. NCBI's taxonomy places the organism in Eukaryota, Metazoa, Arthropoda, Insecta, Hymenoptera, Vespidae. The record is from RefSeq and is a predicted model, not a curated record. Gene Ontology annotation, molecular function: carboxypeptidase activity. The transcript has 7 exons. Bases 99 to 1394 code for a protein of 431 amino acids.
GAGAGAGAGAGAGAGAGAGAAACAAAAGAAAAGAAAAAGAAAAAGAAAAAGAAAAAGAAAAAGAAAAAGAAAAAGAAAAAGAAAAAGAAAAAGAAAAAAUGCAGCGUGUCCUCAGUUUUCAAAUGGCUCGUGGAUUCAGUGAAUCGAGCGAAUUCGUAACGAAACGCAUGUGUUUUUCGUUCCUUUUCUCAGUCGGAUUUCUUUGCCUUCUUUGCGGCUUCCUGCUUGGUCGUUUUGCCUCUGAAAGGUCAAUAGAAUUUCGGACUGAAAGGAAACGACUCGAAUUUGCCGGUAAUGGUUUAGAACACACGGAACAUCUUCGACAACUUUUACUUGAAAAAUUAGGAAAAACAACGUCCUAUGAAAUAAGUCGGACAACAUCUAUCGUUAAAGAGAUAGAAACAUACAAAAUCAACAAAGAACUAUCCGAUUUACCGAUUUUUCAUCGAGUCAUUGCAAAUGAUUCUUUCGUUGUUGCUACGUCUCUAGGAUCUCGAGAAUCCGACAGAUUCGUGAUUUUAUCCGCUAGCGGAAAUGGAAUCGGUAUUGCUUUGGAAUUAGCAAAAUUGUUAAAUCAAAUUCGAACGGAACAUAAUUGGAAAUCACGUCGUACACUCAUUUUUUGUUUAUUCUUGGGUUCCUUAGAUAUUUGUCCGACUAUGAUGUCUAAUUUUAUACGACAUAAGAUCGUUGCUUAUAUCGCUUUGUACGACGACAAUUUGCAAGGUAAUGGUAAUUUUAUUUCUGCUGGAUCGGACGUGAUACAAUCUAUAAUUCUUCAAGAAAUUAAUAUCAUUAGAAAUUUAAAUUCUCCUCAAAAUCAUAAUGUAUUUGAUCUUAAUAAUGAGGCAUACCGUGAUGUUUUAUUUCCACGUCUUGCAUUGGAUAUUCCACAUGUUGUGUUUUCUUUUAUGAAAAAGAAUAAUUCUGUGAACAAUGAAAGUGAAAACAAUGAAAGUUUCAAAUUACAUCGAAUUCCUUUAACACAAUUAGUCGGUGAUACUAUUUGGAGAUUAUCUGAGAGUUUAGUCUUUCAUUGGAAUACAAAAUACUUUAAUGAUACUAUCGUCAAUGUAUUGGAAACCAUAAACAUAUCAAAGUUUCUGGAUAUCAAAGAUAAUAUUAAAGAAACAGUAGAACAAUUAAUGUCUAGCGUGCAAGUUCUUAACCAAAGGAUCGAUGCAACUGAUGGUAGCAAAUCCUUAGAUACAAGAAUAUUGAAUGACAUAUUAAUGGACUUAGACAGAUCACUUUUAUGUCCAGAUAAAUAUUUUCGUUCUAAGACUGACUUAGCUUCGUUUCACAUUUUGUCAGAACAAUCUUCUGAUAUGUUGAGUUACUUAAGCGAAUUACAAAAAUGUUACAAUACUGCUGUCCAAUUGUUACAAGAAUAGUAAAAAAAAAAAAAAAAAAAAAAAAAAAAAAA